Messenger RNA from Hemibagrus wyckioides, 4823 nucleotides. It is a transcript of the gene lg07h14orf119, whose product is annotated as linkage group 07 C14orf119 homolog. The record is from RefSeq and is a predicted model, not a curated record. The transcript is spliced from 3 exons. The coding region runs from base 4106 to 4696 and encodes 196 amino acids. Lineage: Eukaryota; Metazoa; Chordata; Actinopteri; Siluriformes; Bagridae.
UCGUUUUUUCAACAUCGACAUAAUCCAUAAAUUUGAAUUACUCGAUAAUAACGAUUAAUCGCCCAGCUCUAGUAUGGGGCUGUUUCUCUUCUCAUGAUUAUAGCAGAAUCCAUAUAAUUGAAUGGAAGAUGAACUAUGUACUAGGAAGUUCUUAGCUUCUCAGAUGAAGCUGUUGCCAUCCACCAGGAUGAUGAGGAUGAGACAUGGUGGACUUUCCAGCAGGACAGUGAUCCAAAACGUAUUACAAAGGAGACCCAAUAGAGCAUUUGUGGAAGGAACUGAAGAUCAAGAUUCACAAGAGGGCCCCUUGGAAUGUUCAAGGUUUAAAUACAGUCCGUGUUUAGAAGAAUGGACCAAAAUCCCACCUGAGCACAAAGAAAAAUAGUCUGUUCAUAUUGAAAGCAUCCUGAAGCAGUCAUUGCAAACAAAGGCUUUUCCAACAAAGUAUCAAAUACAGUUUCAGUUAGCAUGUCCAAUGGAUUUCUCUUGUCAUUUUACUUUAUUAAAUAUAACCUUUUUAAAUUCAAAUUCAAAUUUUAUUAGUCACAUACAAAAUCGUACACAGUAUGAUAUGCAGUGAAAUGCUUACACGACUGUUAUGACCCUAGGAAAAGGAAUAAGGACAGAACAAAGACAAGAUAAAAAAAUAUAAAAAUAAAAUACAACAAUACGAAAUAUAAAAAAUAAGAAUACAACUUGUACUAAAAUAUGAAAUAUAAAAAUAUAAAAACAAGUUCACAGUAGCAAAAAAAUAUAAUAGAAUAAAAAACAGAGUAAAAUAUAAUAAAUAUAAAUAAAGUAGGGUAUGUAUAUAUAAUAUGUAUAUAAAAUAAGAAUAUGCAUGUGUAAAAGUGUAAAAUGUACAUACAGGAAAUAUAAAAUACAACAGCUGUGAUGCAAAGUUAUGUAAAAAUUAUACAUUUAUAUACAGUUAUAUAAAGUGUAAAGUGAAUAGAGUGUAGUGCAGUAGUGUCCAAGGUGCAGACAGCAGCAGUACAAAAUUAUUGCAAAAAUUAUAUAGAGUGGAGUGUGUAGUGUGCAAUAGUGACCAGAUGCAGACAGCAGCAGUACUGGGUGGUCACGAAGUGGAAUGAGGUGAUGAGAGCAGUGGUAUUGUCCAUCUUUAAAGUGCAGAUGUGCAAAAGUCCUCUUUGUAUGUAAACAGGAGCAGACUGUGCAACAUGUGUUGUAUUGUGUGCACAGUCUUGGAAUGUGCAAAUGUGCAGAUGUACAUUGUGUGUUUAUUGUGUGCCACAGUCCUGUAAUGUGCAAUAUCUGGUGUGGUUGGUUGGCGUUCCAACACGAGUAUAGGAACAUAGUAGAUCUAAUCAGAUGAGUCCUAUGUGAGGUUCUGGUUGAGAGACCGUAUAGCCUGCGGGAAGAAUCUUCUCAGUCUCUCAGUGUUGGCCUUCAGGGAGCGGAAGCACUUCCCAGACCUCAGCAGAGAGAAAAGUCCAUUGUUGGGAUGGCUGAGGUCCUUCACAAUCUUCCUGGCCUUGGUCCAGCACCGCUUGUUGUAGAUUGAGUGCAGGUCAGGGAGCUCGGUACGGAUGAUGCGCUCAGCUGAUCGCACCACCCUCUGAAGAGCUCGUCUGUCCUGCAUGGUGCUGUUCCCGAACCAGGUGGUGAUGUUUCCCGUCAGGAUGCUCUCUAUGCAGGAAUAAAAGUUCCUUAGCACCUUAGCAGGCAGUCUAAAGUCUCUCAAGCGUCUGAGGUGUAAGAGACGCUGUCAGGCCUUCUUCACCACGGUGUUCAUGUGACAGGACCAUGACAGAUCCUGCGUGAUGUGAACACUGAGGUAUCUGAAGCUGUCCACUCUCUCCACUGGGCUGCUGUUGAUCACAGGGGUCUGGUAGUUCCUCUCCUGCUUUCUGCUGAAGUCCACUAUCAGCUCCUUAGUCUUGCUGAUGUUAAGGUGGACAUUGUUCUGCCGGCACCAGUCCUCCAGAGUCUUAAUCUCCUCCAGGUAGGCUGUCUCAUUGUUGUCGGAGAUCAAUCUGACAACAAUGGUGUCGUCAGCAAACUUGAUAAUGUUGGUGGAGUUGGUAGUGGCCAUGCAGUCAUACGUGUACAAAGAGUACAGCAGGGGGCUCAGAACACAACCCUGAGGGGCUCUAGUGCUGAGGGUGAGUGAGGCUGAGACAUGUCUGCCCAUCCUUACUGCCUGUGGUCUGCCAGUUAGGAAAUUGGAGAUCCACUGACAAAGACAUGGGCUGAGUCCCAGGUGCUCCAGCUUGGUGGUGAGUGUGGAGGGGAUUAUAGUGUUAAACGCUGAACUGUAGUCAACAAACAGCAUUCUAACAUAAUUCCCCUUUCUAGUGUCCAGGUGAGUGAGUGAUGUGUGACGGAGGUGGGAAAUGGCAUCGUCGGUUGAGCGGUUCGGGCGGUAGGCGAACUGUAAUGGAUCCAGUGUGUCUGGAAGUGAAGUGAUGAUGAAGUCUCUGACCAGCCGUUCAAAGCACUUCAUCACUACUGAGGUCAAGGCUACAGGGCGAUAGUUGAGGGAAGCAGGAUGGGGUUUCUUCGGGACACGAACAAUGAUGGACUCUUUGAAGCACGUGGGGAUUGCUGACUGGGUUAAGGAGAGGUUGAAUAUGUCUGUGAACACAGGUGCUAGCUGGUCAGCGCAGGCUCUGAGGAUUCGACCUGAGAUUCCGUCUGGUCCUGCUGCUUUCCUGGUGUUCACUCUCCUGAAGGCUCUCCUCACGUCAUGCUCAGAGAUGAUGAACGCAUUGGUGUUGGCAUUCUCUUCCUGUCUACAACCAUUAGCAUUAGCUGUAUCAUUAGCUUCGUUAGCUGCAGCCUCGAAGCGAGCGUAGAAGGUGUUCAGCUCGUCUGCCAGGGUCACUUCCGCAUUCAUCAUACCGGAUGUUGGUGCUUUAUAGUCCAUAAUUGUCCUUAAUCCCUGCCACAGGCUCCUAGAGUCACUCUGUUGGAGUUUUGACUCUAGUUUUCUCCCGUAGCGCUGCUUCGCCUCCUUCACCACUUUCCGCACGUUGUAUGACACAGCCUUGAAAGAGGUCAUGUCACCCGACGCAAGUCCCGCCUUAUAGGCAGCGGGGCGAGAUCUGAGCGUCGCGGAUGGUCUUAUCCACCCACGGCUUCUGAUUGGGAAACGUUCUUAUGGUGGUUUUCUGCAGAGUGUCAUCUGCUAGUUUCCCGAUGAAUCCCACAACCACUUCCGUAAACACAUUGAUGUCAUCAGAGCUGCGCCAGAACAUGUCCCAGUCUGCGUCAUCCAGAGCGUCCUGUAGAGCGGCCACCAAUUGGUCCGUCCAGCAUGAGACCUCCCUCUGAGCCGGAACUUCCUGCUUGAGCCUUUGUUUAUAUUUUGGCAUGAGGAAGAUGGCGGUGUGGUCAGACGUCCCAAACAGUGGGCGAGAUUGUGCCUUGUAGCCAUCUUUAACUGUAGUGUAGCAGUGGUCCAGUGUCCUUUCACCCCUGGUGGGGCAGCUGAUGUGCUGAUAAAAGUUUGGCGCUGUGCGUUUAAGGUUGGCACUGUUAAAGUCCCCCGCCACAAUAAGCACAGCGUCCUGGUGUUGAGUCUGGUGUUGUGUGAGUGCUUCAUGCAGCUCGCAUAAAGCAGUGUCCGUGUCUGCCUGAGGUGGAAUAUAAACGGCGCUGACUAUGACCGAUGUAAACUCCCGAGGAAGAUAAAAAGGACGACAUUUUGAUGGUCAAUAGUUCCAGGUUGGGUGAGCGCUGUUGCACCAGCUACUGUUCACCAUUAAACACACGCCGCCUCCCCUUGACUUCCUCAAUUCCAAUGUUCUGUCCAUGCGGUGAACCGAGAAGAACUCAGCUGGCUGGAUGGCGUGGUCCGGUACCGCUGGGUUCAGCCAUGUCUCAGUGAAGCAGAGGAGAUUGCAGUCCCGAAUGUCUCUCUGGAACUUUACCCUGGCCCUGAGGUCAUCGAGCUUGUUCUCCAGCGACUGGACGUUGGCGAGCAGGAUGCUAGGCAGAGGUGUGCGGUGUGCACGGGCUCUCAGCCUGUUCUUGACGCUGGCUCGUUUCCCCCGGGGCUGCGCUUCGGGUCGCGUCCUUUGUUCUCCCUCAGGAUCUCACUCGGCCAGCUUGGAUCCGGGGUCAAAAACGUCGAAUUAAAAUGGCCUGGUUUCAUCAUGCCUUCCAAGAAGAGAGCCUUCCACAAUCACCUUCCCUGAAGAAUCAUCCAACGAAUAAUCAUGCAUGCCUUGAAUCAAACCAGAAUCCAGCUACAAAAGUAGCUUUAUCUGAGGGCCAAGGUUGGCCUCAGCUCCUCCAGUCAUCAAUUACAUCCUGCCCUACUGCAUCACAAGAAAUUGUUUGCCCAAGAAUAGGAGAGCACUUGCAAAACUCUUCCCUCAAUCAGAGUGAUGGUCCAGUGCCUCUGUCAUAUGUCACUCUCCAGGAGCAGCACUGUGUGCUUAGCUGGUUUCUUGGCUGGGGUCCCACUCAAAGAGAAUGUUUUCUUCAAGACCUGAUUUCAAAGGCAGUACCAAGAAAGAUUUGCAGCUUAUUGGAGCACCUUAAUAAACUUCAGGUGAAGGACUGCCCUCCCAACAUUUUUGAGUGUCAGUUGAGGCUGUGGACGCAGUGGUUUGAUACAUGGACUGAAGAGGAACGAAAUGCCUUUUUGACCAGCCUGGAAGAAAAGGAUCCAAUCUUUGUUGCUCAGUUCUACAAAGGUCUAGCUAGUACUGCAGGAAGUAAUUAAUUUUUUUGUUGUUGUUGUAUAAAUAAAUAGGAUAUUUUCCCCAUUUCAUUCAUGCCAUCAUCAAUAACAGCACAAUCAACCCUGCUCUUCCAAAUGAAAUAAGGAAUGUAAGUUAAUAUUGGUCAGA